Didymosphaeria variabile is the source of this 5775-nucleotide messenger RNA. RefSeq names its product 1,3-beta-D-glucan synthase (gene FKS1). The transcript is spliced from 4 exons. Bases 1 to 5775 code for a protein of 1924 amino acids. NCBI's taxonomy places the organism in Eukaryota, Fungi, Ascomycota, Dothideomycetes, Pleosporales, Didymosphaeriaceae. Gene Ontology annotation, cellular component: plasma membrane; 1,3-beta-D-glucan synthase complex. Gene Ontology annotation, biological process: fungal-type cell wall polysaccharide biosynthetic process; (1->3)-beta-D-glucan biosynthetic process. Gene Ontology annotation, molecular function: 1,3-beta-D-glucan synthase activity. The record is from RefSeq and is a predicted model, not a curated record.
AUGUCUGCACAUCCCCAAGGCGGCCACUAUGACGAUGGCUACGGCCAUCAAGGUCAAGAUGCCUACUACCACGACGACCAGUACGGCCAAUACCACGAUGACCAGCGUGGCGCCUACCAGGACCAGCAGCACGCUCAACACGGCGAUGCUUACUACGAUGAAUCUGCCUACUACGACGGCCAGCAGGGCGGCCACUAUCAACAGAACGGCCACUAUGACGAUCGUGGCCAGCAGGGCUAUCAAGACGAGUAUUACAACGAUCAGUAUUACGACCAGGGAGGGCAUGGCCAGGAUGGCUAUGGCGCGAGACCUCGCCGCCAGCACGACUCUGAAGAAGACUCCGAGACCUUCAGCGACUUCACAAUGCGCUCCGACAUGGCUCGUGCGACAGACAUGGACUACUACGGUCGCGGCGAUGAACGAUACAACAGCUACGGCGGUGGUGGUCAAUACCGUCCCCCAUCAUCACAGAUCUCGUAUGGCGGCAAUCGCUCGUCAGGGGCGUCGACGCCCAUCUACGGCAUGGACUACACUAACGCUCUUCCUGCGGGCCAGCGCUCCCGGGAGCCCUACCCGGCCUGGACCGCCGAAGCACAGAUCCCAUGCACGAAGGAAGAGAUCGAGGAUAUCUUUCUAGAGUUGACUGCAAAAUUCGGUUUCCAAAGGGACAGCAUGAGGAACGUGUAUGACCACUUCAUGACCCUGCUCGACUCGCGUGCGUCCCGCAUGUCGCCCAAUCAGGCCCUUCUCUCGCUCCACGCAGACUACAUUGGUGGUGAGAACGCCAACUACCGCCGCUGGUACUUUGCUGCUCACCUCGACCUGGACGAUGCCGUCGGUUUCUCGAACAUGAAGCUCGGCAAGGCAAGCCGGAGAACACGGAAAGCCCGCAAAGCGGCAAAGAAGGCAGCUUCCGAGAACCCUGGUAACGAGCAGGAAGUCUUGGACGCGUACGAAGGUGACAACAGCCUUGAAGCCGCAGAAUACCGGUGGAAGACACGCAUGAACCGCAUGUCCCAGCACGACCGCGUGCGCCAGGUUGCUCUUUACCUCCUUUGCUGGGGUGAAGCCAACCAGGUCCGCUACAUGCCGGAAUGUCUGUGCUUCAUUUUCAAGUGCGCCGAUGAUUGGCUCAACUCGCCUGCCGGCCAAGCGCAGACCGAGCCCAUUGACGAGUUCACCUACCUUAACAACGUGAUUACUCCGCUUUACCAAUACUGCCGAGAUCAAGGUUACGAGAUUCAAGACGGCAAGUACGUUCGUCGGGAACGCGACCACGCAGCCAUCAUUGGUUACGAUGAUAUCAACCAGCUCUUCUGGUACCCUGAAGGUCUGGAGCGUAUCGUGAUGGAAGACAAAUCACGUAUUGUCGAUCUGCCCCCGGCUGAGCGAUUCGCCAAGUUGAAGGACGUCGUCUGGAAGAAGGUAUUUUUCAAGACCUACUACGAACGACGCUCGUGGUUCCACAUGAUCGUCAACUUCAACCGCAUCUGGGUCAUCCAUGUUGCGGCUUUCUGGUUCUACACCGCUUACAACUCGAAACCUGUCUACACGAAGAAUUAUGAACAGCAGACCGACACCCAACCUAAUGAGGCUGCAACCUUGUCUGCUGUCGGUCUUGGUGGUACUGUUGCCGCCUUUAUCCAACUCAUGGCCACCCUCUGCGAAUGGGCGUACGUUCCACGAAAAUGGGCAGGUGCUCAGCACUUGACGAAACGAUUACUCUUCAUCCUCCUCGUUCUGGUCAUCAACGCUGCCCCAGCCGUCUACAUUUUCGUGUUGGACAACCAGGAAGGCACGAUCCCCAAGAUCCUCGGAAUCGUACAGUUCAUCAUCGCCUUGAUCACAUUCUUCUUCUUCUCGGUCAUGCCAUUGGGUGGUCUCUUCGGCAGCUACAUGAAGCGCAACUCUCGCCAGUACGUCGCUAGCCAGACAUUCACUGCUAGCUACCCGCGCCUCAAGGGCAACGACAUGUGGAUGUCCUACGGACUGUGGGUCAUGGUCUUCGCUGCCAAGUUCUCCGAGUCUUACUUCUUCUUGACCCUAUCGCUCAAGGACCCCAUCCGCAUUCUGUCCCAUAUGAAGAAGCCCAACUGUCUGGGUGAUGCGAUCAUUGGAGACAUCUUGUGCAAGUACCAGCCCAGGAUCCUCCUUGGCCUGAUGUACUUCACCAGUCUGGUCCUUUUCUUCUUGGAUACCUACCUCUGGUACAUCAUUCUCAACAUGCUCUUCUCCGUGUCUCGCUCCUUCUACCUCGGUAUCUCCAUCUGGACGCCCUGGAGAAACAUCUUCUCUCGCCUCCCCAAGCGAAUCUAUUCUAAGGUUCUAGCCACGACAGAUAUGGAGAUCAAGUAUAAGCCCAAGGUUCUCAUCUCUCAGAUCUGGAAUGCUAUCGUUAUAUCCAUGUAUCGCGAGCAUCUCCUAGCCAUCGAUCACGUCCAGAAGCUGCUCUAUCACCAGGUUCCUUCGGAGCAGGAAGGCAAGAGGACUCUUCGUGCGCCCACCUUCUUCGUGUCUCAGGAAGACCACUCCUUCAAGACUGAGUUCUUUCCUGCCAUGAGCGAGGCUGAACGUCGUAUUUCGUUCUUCGCGCAGUCCUUGUCCACUCCGAUUCCCGAGCCACUGCCUGUUGACAACAUGCCUACCUUCACUGUUUUGAUUCCGCAUUACAGCGAGAAGAUUCUUCUGUCUCUCCGUGAGAUCAUUCGCGAGGACGAACCGUACUCCCGCGUUACUCUCUUGGAAUAUCUUAAGCAGCUUCACCCUCACGAGUGGGACUGCUUCGUUAAGGACACAAAGAUUCUUGCCGAUGAGACCUCGCAGUACAAUGGUGAUUCCGAAAAGUCUGAGAAGGACACUGCGAAGAGCAAGAUUGAUGAUCUUCCCUUCUAUUGCAUUGGUUUCAAGUCCGCUGCCCCUGAGUACACUCUCCGGACUCGUAUCUGGGCCUCUCUCCGAUCUCAGACACUGUACCGCACUAUCUCAGGUUUCAUGAACUACAGCCGUGCCAUCAAGCUGCUUUACCGCGUCGAGAACCCCGAAGUCGUCCAGAUGUUCGGCGGCAAUUCUGACAAGCUUGAACGCGAACUCGAGCGUAUGGCCAGGCGCAAGUACAAGAUCUGUGUGUCCAUGCAGCGUUACGCCAAGUUUUCCAAAGAGGAACGUGAGAACACCGAGUUCUUGCUGCGUGCCUACCCCGAUCUGCAGAUUGCUUACCUUGACGAGGAGCCCCCGCUCAACGAAGGUGAUGAGCCCCGCAUCUAUUCUGCUCUUAUCGACGGACACUCUGAAAUCAUGGACAAUGGCAUGCGUCGACCCAAGUUCCGUGUCCAGCUUUCCGGCAAUCCCAUCCUUGGAGACGGAAAGUCCGACAACCAGAACCACUGCAUCAUCUUCUACCGUGGGGAGUACAUCCAGUUGAUCGACGCUAACCAGGACAACUACCUCGAGGAGUGCCUCAAGAUCCGUAGCGUCCUCGCCGAAUUCGAAGAAAUGACGACCGAUAACGUCUCCCCGUACACCCCAGGUAUCCCGAACCCCAAUUUCAACCCCGUUGCCAUUCUCGGAGCCCGUGAAUACAUCUUCUCCGAGAACAUUGGUAUUCUUGGUGACGUUGCCGCCGGUAAGGAACAGACAUUCGGUACUAUGUUCGCACGUACCCUGGCUCAAAUCGGUGGUAAACUGCAUUACGGUCAUCCUGAUUUCCUCAAUGGUAUCUUCAUGACCACCCGUGGCGGUGUUUCCAAGGCACAGAAGGGUCUCCACCUGAACGAGGACAUCUACGCUGGUAUGAACGCUCUUCUCCGUGGUGGCAGGAUAAAGCACUGUGAGUACUACCAGUGUGGUAAGGGUCGUGAUCUUGGUUUCGGCUCUAUUCUCAACUUCACCACCAAGAUUGGUACUGGUAUGGGCGAACAGAUGUUGUCUCGUGAGUACUACUACCUCGGUACGCAACUGCCUCUGGAUCGCUUCCUCUCGUUCUACUACGCUCACCCGGGCUUCCACAUCAACAACUUGUUCAUUAUGUUGUCGGUGCAGUGCUUCAUGUUCGUACUCCUCCACCUCGGGGCGCUCAAACACGAGACCAUCAUUUGCCGGUACAACAAGGAUAUCCCAAUCACCGAUCCACAGUGGCCCAAUGGUUGCGCAAACUUGGUUCCUGUCUACGACUGGGUCUCACGUUGCAUCCUGUCCAUUUUCAUCGUCUUCUUCAUCGCUUUCGUGCCUCUCGUGGUCCAAGAGUUGACAGAGCGCGGUUUCUGGCGUGCCGCUACCCGCCUGGGCAAGCACUUCUCUUCCAUGUCUCCGCUCUUCGAGGUCUUCGUCUGCCAGAUCUACGCCAACGCUCUCACCACUGAUCUGUCGUUCGGUGGUGCUCGUUACAUUGGUACCGGCCGUGGUUUCGCUACCGCACGUAUCCCAUUCGGUAUUCUCUACUCCCGUUUCGCUGGGCCUUCCAUGUAUCUGGGUGCUCGUUCCCUCAUGAUGCUUCUCUUCGGCACCCUCACCGUUUGGGGUCCGUGGUUGAUCUACUUCUGGGCAUCCCUGCUGGCGAUGUGCAUCUCUCCCUUCGUCUUCAACCCUCACCAAUUUUCUUGGGACGAUUUUUUCAUCGACUAUCGCGAAUACCUCCGUUGGCUCUCUCGCGGAAAUACUCGGUCUCACAGCGCUUCCUGGAUCGGUUUCUGCCGUCUUUCGCGUACGCGACUUACGGGUUACAAGCGCAAGGCUCUUGGCGACCCAUCCUCCAAGCUAUCUGGUGAUGUUCCGCGCGCCCGGUUCGCUAACAUCUUCAUGGGUGAAAUCGUCGGACCCCUCGUUUUGGUCGCCCUCACCCUGAUUCCUUAUCUGUUCAUCAACGCACAGACUGGUGUAUUGGCAGAGAACAACGAUGAUGUGACCCCCAAGAAGACGAACUCCCUCAUCCGUGUCGCCCUAGUCGCCUUCGGUCCCAUUGCCGUCAAUGCUGGUGUUCUCGCCGGUCUCUUCGCUAUGGCUUGCUGCGCUGGUCCCCUCUUGGGCAUGUGUUGCAAGAAGUUCGGUGCUGUAUUGGCCGCUAUUGCCCACGCUAUUUCGGUGAUCAUGCUCUUCGCUUUCUGGGUCGUCAUGAUGUUCCUCGAGGGCUUCAACUUCACCAAGGCUUUGUUGGGUAUGAUCGCAGUUGUGGCUAUCCAGCGAUUCUUCUUCAAGCUCAUCAUCUCCCUUGCUCUCACUCGUGAGUUCAAGGCUGACACUGCCAACAUCGCCUGGUGGACCGGAAAGUGGUACACUAUGGGUUGGCACACGAUUUCCCAGCCUGGCCGCGAAUUCCUUUGCAAGAUUACUGAGCUGGGCAUGUUCGCUGCCGAUUUCAUUUUGGGCCACUUCAUCCUGUUCAUCAUGCUUCCGCCUCUGCUCGUCCCUAUGGCUGAUAAGGUUCACUCGGUCAUGUUGUUCUGGCUCCGACCUAGUCGUCAAAUCCGACCUCCUAUUUACUCAUUGAAGCAGACCAAGCUGCGCAGGAGGAGAGUGGUCCGUUACGCCAUCCUCUACUUCCUCCUCCUGGUUGUCUUCAUUGCUCUCCUCGUCGGCCCAGUGGUUGCCGGCAAAUUCUUGAAGCUGAACAUCGACAUUCCCAUGGAUCUCCUCCAGCCUACUGGCCAGAACAAUAACGAUACCACAUCGUCGGUCACUGGUACUUGCAUAAACGGUGCAUGCCCUGGUCCUGGUGGAGAUGAUUCGGAGGCAACCUCGACCGACAGCUCUGCCAAGCUCCGUCGGUUCAUGGCCUUCUAG